Molecule: messenger RNA, 1371 nt
Organism: Baudoinia panamericana UAMH 10762
Lineage: Eukaryota; Fungi; Ascomycota; Dothideomycetes; Mycosphaerellales; Teratosphaeriaceae
Exons: 2
Coding region: 1-1371 (456 amino acids)
Biological process (GO): protein targeting to membrane; peptidyl-L-cysteine S-palmitoylation
Cellular component (GO): Golgi apparatus; endoplasmic reticulum
Molecular function (GO): protein-cysteine S-palmitoyltransferase activity
Source: RefSeq, a predicted model, not a curated record
AUGGCCAAAAAAGCAUCGCUGGCGACGGCUAGGGUUGUGCCCGUUAUCCUGGCGUUCAUCGUUGCCUAUGUCUCCUACGUGGUCGUCGGUCCGCUCAGUAUCAACUACCUCAUCAACGGGCCGAGAGUGCGUAUUGCUGCCGGCAUCGCACUCCCGAUUAUAUGGUUCUUCCUCCUUCUACCGGUGGCAGCUACAUAUCUCCGACUAUUGCUCGUCGUCUCUCGAAAUCCUGGCUAUACCGAGCUCGGUGAUGCUGAUGGUACCGCUGCGAGGAAGGAGCCGCCACCAGAGUUUUGGAUGAGAGAUGUCUUCGCAUGCGAUCAGAGGGGCCUGCCUGUCUGGUGUCAAUAUUGUCGCAAUUGGAAGCCCGAUCGCGCACAUCACAGUCAGGAUGCCGGAAGGUGUACGCUCAAGAUGGAUCAUUUCUGUCCGUGGGUAGGCGGAGUGGUCGGCGAACGAUCCGUCAACUUCUUUCUGCAGUUUCUCUUCUAUGCUACGCUGCUGGCGGCCUACGGUACUGCUUUGCUGGGAUACUUUGUUCAUGAAAGCCGAGCGGAUGUGCAAAUCAACGUCGCGCUCGGUCUGGCUGGAUUCUUCUUAUUAUUCACACUAGGCAUGGUGGUGAACAGCUUUUUCCUCGUGUCGCGUAACACGACCACCAUCGAGAACAUCGACAAUAGAGGUCGGACGAUGCUGCUAGCAGUUCUCCUGCCGCCUGAGCUACAGCCCACCCAAUACCCAAGCAGUGCGGGUUUAAUUCUGCCAGCAUCCGCGAGUCUGAAUGGCCCUUAUGAUGCCGGCAGCGACAACGGACCGCCUCGGACUGGUGAACAUCCCGUAACGUCCGAGAUCGAUGACCCAUCUCACAGUAGUUAUUUCACCAACAACAGUGGCACGAAUUGGGCGUUGAGACGUGCAUCACGAUCCGAGUUUUGGAGAGGAACUGUGACAUACCCGCUGUCACCGGCUGAGGGAAGGCCGCUACGAACUUUCGCCAUACUAGAAACUCCGCCAGGUAUGAAUCCAUGGGACUUGGGAUCACCGUGGUGCAACAUGAAAAACAUCAUGGGCAGUAAACUGCACCACUGGCUGCUACCACUCCGACAUUCUCCUUGCUGCGAUCAUAGCUCGAACGUCUCCUUCUAUCCGCUUGGCCCGCAAUUCGAAGCCUUUCUGGACAGUGCUGGACUGGUGCAACGACCCAGCCGGCGCUAUGACCCUGGUAGUCUCGUGACUUCGUCUCGUAGGAGCGCGACGCGGAAGCGGCGUCUGGGAGAAGGCUGGCAAAAUGGAGAGAGACCGGACGGGUGGGUGAGUGAGAAGGCCGCUCGACGGGUGCUACGGCAGACACAUCGUCGGGAUGCCAUGUGA